Molecule: messenger RNA, 915 nt
Organism: Parnassius apollo (apollo)
Lineage: Eukaryota; Metazoa; Arthropoda; Insecta; Lepidoptera; Papilionidae
Source: the annotation of a GenBank genome assembly
AUGAGUUGCUCGACUGCGCCCCACGAGUCCUGCAAUGUUAAUUUCACAAUCCUGACUGGAAAAGUCACAGACAUAGCUGACCAGCUGAAGAGCUUACGCUUGUCAGUUAAAGAAUUGACUAAAUGCUCUAAAGCUCAAACACUUGCCCAGACUGAACAAAAAUCGCAAGAAGACCCCCGUAUCGGAGCAAUUAUGAAAAAUCUACAAGAAACCAAAGAUAUCCUAUUAACACUACAACAAACACCACCACCCUCAAAACAAAUAAGUUAUGCCACACGAGAGGUUAAUGAGACAGUGAUGCGGCCUAUUGUUCACAUGAUCCAAAAACUAUUGUUAGAAAUCAAUGAACUCAAGGAAAGUAACACUGCCCAAACAGUAAUCCAAGGAAACUUAGGACUGGGCGCUGAACUUGCCAUAGCUGAUAUUAAAGAAAAAGUAGAUGAGCUAAGGAGAGACUAUGAUGAGAUACACAGUAAAACUGAAAAAACGAAUGAUGUUAAUACAACAUCGUCACAAACAAUGAUAAACAAGCCUCUUCCACACAAGUUGACAUAUGCAGAAGUUACUGGUACACCCCGAUAUACUAUGAUUCUUGAGUCCAUUGACCCACGAUCGACGAGCGAUGAAAUUAUGAAACAGGUUAGAAAAGAUAUCGACCCUGUGGACCUUGGCGUGCGGGUAAACAAAAUUACAAAACUCAGGAAUCAGAGAGUAGUCAUUAAUUGCGAUUCCCACCGGGACCAACAAAUAUUAAAAACAGCAAUUAGAGACACAUGCAGUAAAAUAACGAUAUCAACACCAUCCGUUAAGCAUCCACAGUUGCGCCUUAUAGGAGUAACAAAUGACCAUUCUGCAAGAAAGCAGUCACCCUUUACAAGACAGUGUCUCGGGCCGCACGGGCACAAUGGGGAUUAA